AUGGACAUGUAUUUCUACUAUAAAUCCAUAACUGAUGUUUCUUUAUAUAACUGCAGCUCAUUGACCAGUGAAGAGAUGAAUAACAUGAGAGCGGUCCGAAGACCGAUCAGAGGAGUAUCUUCUAUUGUGUUCGGAUUCUCGAUGGCGAUUGUCUAUGUUCUUUGUCUUCAUGCUAUGCUACAGCCGAAGUUGGCCAGCAAGGCUUGUUACAAACUAAUGUUCUGCCUAGGCUUAUACGAUCUCUUCGCAGUUAUCGGAACUGACUUUUUCCAAGGCUAUAACCUAACUGUGGGAAGUUUUUUCUGUGAUGCGCCCAACUUGUAUUACGUGUUUGGAUGUCUCCAUAUGAUGUGCUGGGCAGGUGCAUCUUAUUUCUGUCUGUAUUUGGCAUUUAAUAGGGUGAUCGCAAUUUUAAAAAUUAGACGUGAAAUCAUCGACUUCUUUUUUUCUCCGAGCAGAACCAUGUUUGGUUGCAUCGUAGGAGUGUUGUAUUCUUUUUUCUACCUUUUCUUCCAAACACCUGUUUUGUAUUCAAAUAUAGAUGGUUGUAUAGUGCCUGAUCCUCUGAGACUGUUGGGUAAAGUAUCUUUUGACAUUCGUUUCCGACCUCUGAUGGCGAACAAUUAUGGUAUAAUAGUUGCAACCUUCACCUUGUAUGGUGCUUUUUACAUAAUAUUCUACAAGAAUGUUCAACGCUUGACUGAUGGGUCUUACAAUCAUUCAUACUUACAUCAUCAGGUCUUCGUCCAAGCAACCCUUAUGUGCGGCUUCACACUUAUUUUCUCAUUGUGUUAUUCAUUGUUCUAUUUUCUUCCUACCCUGGUUAUUCUGCCCAAAUUUGUUUUUGUUGCUUAUCAAUAUACAAUUGGUCUUCAAGCUCUCAUCUACCUAUUCUGCAAUGAAAGCAUCCGCAAUGGGGUAAAAGAGAAUGUUUACAAGAUGGUAGGAAUGAAGCCUCNAUCCGCAAUGGGGUAA
Molecule: messenger RNA, 975 nt
Organism: Auanema sp. JU1783
Lineage: Eukaryota; Metazoa; Nematoda; Chromadorea; Rhabditida; Rhabditidae
Source: the annotation of a GenBank genome assembly